CCAUAACUUAUACUUAUCAUCUUCAGCUUCGUUUUGAAGUUGGAAGAAUGAGCACGGAACUUGGCUCCGGCAAGUCAAUGGCAAGCGCAAGCGUUGGCGAAGAAGAACAUAAUAAUAAUAAUAAACUGAUUCUGUAUUCAUAUUGGAGGAGUUCAUGUUCCUUCCGACUCCGAAUUGCUCUUAACGUCAAAGGGCUCGAAUAUGAGUACAAAGCUGUCAAUCUGUUGAAAGGAGAACAAUCUCAUCCUGAGUUUCUCCAGCUCAACCCUAUUGGUUUUGUUCCUGUUCUCGUCGAUGGUCCUGCUGUAAUUUUUGACUCUUUCGCCAUUAUUAUGUAUUUGGAGGAUAAGUAUCCUCAACAUCCUUUGCUACCCACUGAUAUUCACAAAAGAGCUAUCAAUUUUCAGGUGGUUACUAUUGCAUUAUUUUCUCCAAAGUUUGAAUAACCAGGCCACGUAGAU
Cicer arietinum (chickpea) is the source of this 461-nucleotide messenger RNA. The record is from RefSeq and is a predicted model, not a curated record. NCBI's taxonomy places the organism in Eukaryota, Viridiplantae, Streptophyta, Magnoliopsida, Fabales, Fabaceae.